Molecule: messenger RNA, 6074 nt
Organism: Pygocentrus nattereri (red-bellied piranha)
Lineage: Eukaryota; Metazoa; Chordata; Actinopteri; Characiformes; Serrasalmidae
Gene: npr1a
Product: natriuretic peptide receptor 1a
Exons: 21
Coding region: 1-3201 (1066 amino acids)
Biological process (GO): protein phosphorylation; intracellular signal transduction; cGMP biosynthetic process
Cellular component (GO): membrane
Molecular function (GO): peptide receptor activity; guanylate cyclase activity; protein kinase activity
Source: RefSeq, a predicted model, not a curated record
AUGCUGAAGAUGGAGCCCAGUUUACUGGGAUCAAUGCGGCUCCCGCUUUUGAUUCUGCUCACUGGAGUGACGUUAGGAGUGGUGGAGUUGGAGCCGUUAUCUCAGGAUCACAGUGGAGAAUCUUCUCUCAGGAACAUCACUCUGGCCGUUAUCCUACCGCACCAGAACACGGAGUACCCGUGGGCCUGGCCUCGAGUGGGCCCUGCUCUCUACUGGGCCCUGGAGAAGGUGAACUCUGACCCCACCCUGCUGCCAGGUUACCACAUGCAGCUGGUCUUCAGCAGCAGUGAAAACAAGGAGGGCUUUUGCUCUGACUCAGUGGCGCCCCUAGUGGCCGUGGACCUGAAGUUUGCCCAUGACCCGUGGGCCUUUAUUGGGCCGGGAUGCGACUAUGCUUCCUCACCUGUGGCCCGCUUCACUACGCACUGGGAGGUUCCCAUGGUGACGGCUGGAGCCCCAGCAAUUGGCUUUAACAUGUACUCGUCUAUCACCAAUACGGGGCCCACGCACAAGAAACUGGGCGAAUUUGUGGUGAGGAUGCACCACAACUUUGGCUGGCACAAGCACGCCACUGUCAUGUUUCACGACAAAAAGAAUGACGAUCGGCCGUGCUACUUCGCUGUGGAAGGGCCGUACGCAGAGAUGACCGCAGACAACAUCACGGCGAAGGACAUGGUGUUUAAUGAGGAUGAAGAAUCGCUGUCCUACGCAGAUCUUAUCAGUGAUAUUAGCCAACGAGGACGUGUGGUGUAUGUGUGCUGUAAGUGGGACACGUUCCGGAAGUUGAUGGUGCAGUUUCAUAAGCAGAGGCUUCCCCAGGAGGAGUAUGUCUUCUUCUUCAUUGAUCUGUUCGGAGAGAGCGUGCAGGGCCGCCCAGCACAACCAUGGAAACGAGGAGACGCUGACGAUGAGGCUGCCAAGCAGGCCUUUAAAAGUGUGAAGAUUCUGACCUACAGAGAACCUCAGAACCCUGAAUAUAAAACCUUUGUGUCAAAGCUGAAGACGGAUGCCAAGAAGAUGUUCAACUUCAGUGUCGAAGACUCGCUGAAGAACCUGAUCGCUGGAGGCUUUCAUGAUGGAGUGCUCUUAUACUCUCAUGCCUUGAACGAGUCGAUGAACCAAUCAGGGCUGCAGCCACCAGGUCAUGUGGUCACCAAGAAGAUGUGGAACCGCACUUUUAACGGUGUCACAGGCCUGUUGAAGAUGGACGAGAAUGGCGACUGUGAAAUUGAUUUUGCUCUCUGGGACAUGACGGACACAGACUCCGGAGUUUAUGAGAUCGUGUCUGUGUAUAACAGCAGUGUGAAGCAGAUGGUUCUGGAGCCGGGAAUGAAGGUCCACUGGCUGAAGGGCACUCCUCCUCCUGAUAUCCCUCUGUGUGGCUUUAAGAAUGACAACCCUGCCUGUCUCGCCAAAACGGUCACCAUGCACCAGAUGAUCUCCAUAGUGGUGUGCUUCAUCUUCAUCAUCAUCGUUACGGUCACAGUCUUUAUCUACAGAAAGGUGAAGCUGGAGAACGAGUUGGCCGCUCAGCUUUGGAGGGUUUACUGGGAGGACAUUCAGAUAAGCAACCUGGACAAGGCGCUGCGCCGGGCCUGCAGCAGGCUGACCCUAUCAUUGAGGGGCUCUAAUUAUGGCUCACUGCUGACCAUGGAGGGAAAUGUUCAGAUUUAUGCCAAAACCUGCUACUACAAGGGAAACAUUACAGCCAUUAAGUAUGUCAACAAGAAACGCAUCGAGCUCACCAGGAAAGUGCUGUUUGAACUCAAACAUAUGCGUGAUGUACAGAAUGAACACCUGAACAGGUUCAUUGGAGCCUGUACUGAUGCUCCAAACACCUGUAUUCUGACGGAGUACUGUCCCCGGGGCAGCCUGCAGGACCUGAUGGAGAUUGAGAGCAUCACAUUGGACUGGAUGUUUCGCUAUUCUCUGAUUAAUGACAUUGUUAAGGGUAUGGCAUUCCUCCACAACAGUGUGAUCAUCUCCCAUGGCAACCUGAAGUCCUCCAACUGCCUGGUAGACAGUCGCUUCGUGGUGAAGAUCACAGAUUACGGCCUGGCCAGCUUCCGCAAGGAGAACAACUUGGAAGACACACAUGCUUUCUACGCGCGAAAGCUGUGGACAGCACCAGAGCUGCUGCGUGAUGAGAACAGGCCGCCCUGUGGUACGCAGAAGGGAGAUGUGUACAGCUUCGGAAUCAUCCUACAGGAACUGGCUCUGCUCAAAGGAGUCUUCUACGUGGAUGGCCCACCGCUCAGCCCUAAAGAGAUUGUGGAGCGAGUGGCUGAAGACCGCUGGCCAUAUCUGCGUCCACUGCUGUGCUCACAGAGCCACAGUGAGGAGCUGGGCCAGCUGAUGCAGCGCUGCUGGUCAGAGGACGUCAACGAGAGGCCAGAUUUUCACCAGAUCAAAGUGUUGCUUCACAAGCACAACAGAGGCUACGGCUCCAACAUCCUGGAUAACCUACUGUCUCGCAUGGAGCAGUAUGCUAAUAACCUGGAGGAGCUGGUGGAGGAGAGGACGCAGGCGUACCAUGAGGAAAAACGCAAAGCUGAAGCGCUGCUCUAUCAGAUCCUGCCUCAUUCAGUGGCAGAGCAGCUGAAAAGAGGAGAGACAGUCCAGGCUGAGGCCUUUGACUCUGUCACCAUCUACUUCAGCGACAUUGUGGGUUUCACCGCACUCUCAGCGGAGAGCACACCUAUGCAGGUGGUGACUUUACUGAAUGACCUCUACACGUGUUUCGAUGCCAUCAUUGACAACUUUGACGUUUACAAGGUUGAGACGAUUGGUGAUGCGUACAUGGUGGUGUCUGGACUUCCUGUGCGGAACGGGAAGCUGCAUGCCCGGGAGAUUGCCCGCAUGUCUCUUGCUCUGCUGGAGGCCGUCUACUCCUUCAGGAUCCGCCAUCGGCCAGAUCUACAGCUGCGUCUGCGCAUAGGCAUCCACACCGGUCCUGUGUGUGCUGGUGUUGUUGGGCUGAAGAUGCCAAGGUAUUGUUUGUUUGGUGACACAGUGAAUACAGCAUCGCGCAUGGAGUCAAAUGGAGAAGCGCUGAAGAUCCACGUGUCAGAGGCCACACGUGCAGUGCUGCAGGAGUUCAACUGCUUCCAGCUGGAGCUGAGAGGAGACAUAGAAAUGAAAGGCAAAGGGAGAAUGAGGACCUACUGGCUUCUGGGAGAAAGCACCUCCAACCACGCUUGAACAGAACAGAUAGCGGAGAACCGAGAAAUCAGCUUUCUCCUGAGAGAAGAGGAGCCGACAGAACAGAGCCUUUGAAUGGAGAGAGGACAGAAAUACAGUGAAGAAACUGCAAGAUGAGCUAGGGACGUUUCGGGACGUGAUGUUUCGGAGCGGGCCUCGUUCCUCUUGUUGUCUCUCAAAGCUUCAGGUUAUCGCCACAUGCGAGUGUCAGGAUAGCAGGCUUCAUUUGUCUGUUCAGGACAAAAUAAAAAAAGAUCUGAAGAAGUGAAUGGAACAACAUAAAGGACUACAGUUUAUUGACGUUGCGAAUGUUUACUAAAGCUGUGGGUUUGAGGACAGUGCCAUCUUGUGGCGUCACAUUGUACAUGUAUUUUUAUUGCUGAACACUUUAUUAGAGGAGUUGGUCUCCACUUUUUUCGGUAGCUUCUCUUUGUGUAAAGAUAACAUGAUGCUUAUUUGUUUCUCCCUGUAAAUGUAGUCUCUACAUUGCCACUUAGUACUUCCUGGUGUAUUUCAGUACAUGGACCAACAAAAGGCAAUGGAACAAGUACAUAUACUAUAGAUUACAGAUUAUUAUAGAUUGUAGCCUACAUAUUCAAAUGAUACUGACGCAGAGAUGCAGUACUGAGAAAUGAUUCUACAAGAAAAAGACAAAACAUGAGUAUACAGGGGGUAGAAAUAAUGGAAAAUAUUUUAAAGUUGCUGAAUAUGAUUUAAAAAGCAAUAUCACUGUCUGUUUCUUACUAGUUUUACACCUAUUAACAGUGCUAACUGGUGUCAAGAAAGCUUCCGAAACCUACAAGGUAGUGUCUGAACUUCUAAAAAGCAAUAGGAGGCACCUAACAAGCUGUAAAAAGAUAUUAUUUCCCUAAUCGCAGUCAAGACGGAGGGGGUGAAGACAAGAAGGGGGAUAUUAUUUAAAAGAUCAGAGAAUAAAUGCUAAAAAAUAGUGACAAAACUAAACCAUAUCAAAACUCUUGACUAGCAAAAGGAGUGCUAUUGCUUUCAUCCAGAUCUUAUCUGUACUGGAGCUGUUAUUUGUAAACCAGUUUGGCAGCAAAGUCACUGUUGAACAGUGUUCCUUCCAGUUAAGGAGGCUUUUCUCCACGUUUUCCAGAGCUCAGUACUGACAAGGCUAAGAGUUAAAGGCCUGUAACUGAAUAGCAAAUGAGCACAAAUAGAGCUGUGUACAGUAGCCUAAACCUGUGCUAUAGGAAAAGUAUUGUUACUUUGGUGAAAUAAGGACUAAAGUACAAUACCUUUCCAGAAAAACAAUGGAAGAUGGAAUGGAAUGAUGGAGUGAUGGAAUGGAAUGACAAAAGAUUUUUUGGUUCAAAUUGAAAGAAGUAUCAUUAUUUCUUUCAAACCAGGAGAAACAAUAGGUUAAAAUAUGACAAGUCGCCCAGUUAGCUUCAAAUAAUCAUUUUAAAGUCAGAGGCGUCGGUUUCAGGAGUUUUUCAGACCACUUCGUACGUCUCUACAAAUUUUUGUUUUGUGUUGUUUUGUGGAUUUGGAGACCUCUCUGGUGGAAAUGUGUAACUAUAUGAAGCAAGAACACCUGUUGUGUUUGCGUUUGGGGUUGUGUUUCAGACCCCUUCCCCCAAUAGAUGAAUCUGAUUAUUGCGAGCGUAUUGAAAGAGAAUUCAGAGAACUCAGUCAAAACUUGGUGAAGGAUGUGUCUUAAAGAGCUCUGCAAAGGCCUGGUUAUUAACACUCACCUGAUUCAACCACUAACCACAUCCAUCUGUGCCCACAAAUUGUAGUGUUGAUUCUUGUCCACUCCCUCCUGUAGAACCUUGCACCAUUUUUGCCUGCACCGCCCACUUCAUCCACACACCAUGCCCACCCAUACCCACCUACUUUGGGCUGAGAUUGUGGUCCUCAUCAACCACCAGUGUUGUUUUUUUAAAAAAAAAAAAAACACUUCUUAAUCCCACCAACAGGAUCAUUCACCUCCACAUUUAACCUAUUUGUGAAGUGAAACACCACAUACACUUGCCCAGAGUGGUGGGCAGCCCUAUCCACAGCAUCCGGGGAAAUUAAAAAUGAAUCCCACCUAUGAAUUACUUAGCAGAUCAUGCGGGACCUGCGGGUGAACCCACCUUGUGCAGACCUCUAGUGCCUUCCGGGGAUGUGAGUGAAUUGUCUACCAUUAUCACGUUUUCAUCAGUAUAAUGUUGGUUAGUGUAGUGGGUAACACCUCUGCCUUCUGUAGACUGGGGUUCAAUCCUCACCAGAGCAGCACCCUACACUAUAUCAAUAAGAGUCCUUGGGCAAGACUCCUAACACCACCUUUGCCUACCUUUGUAAAAUGAUCAAACUGUAAGCUGCUCUGGAUAAGAGCGUCUGCCAAUUGCCAUAAGUGUAAAUAAUGUUGUCUUCUGAAUUUGAGACCUGAGCCAGACCUAUAUUUGAGUCUGUGCAUAUGACGUUAAAGUGUAAAGACAUACAACGUGGUCCAAAAAAGUCCCGACCCGACACCUCUGGCUUCUGAAUGAUUAAUUCAGGCUUUACAGCGCAACUCACACUCACAGCAGCACACGCUCACCAUUUUAGCCCGUUUUUCAUUCUGAUUCAGCAAUACUUUCAGUUCUUUGAAUUUCAACAAAAUAAUAAAUUUAGGAUCCUUUCUUUUCUUAAAAAAAUGCUAACGCUCCAAAGUGAAAGGCAAGAGCAACAGCAAAGCAGUACAGAGGUUGUUGCCACCUUAACACAUUCAGAUUUGCAAAUCACAAAAGUAAUUUUUAAUGAAAUGUUAAUCACUGAAAUGAAUGUGCGUUUCUUUCCUCACAAGUUUGAUCAACCCUGGUCAAAUUAUGUUUUGUUGAUUUUCUAAGUGAAAAUAAAUGAACACAUUUGCUAUUUUUCUGCCA